This is a messenger RNA of Perca fluviatilis (European perch), 804 nucleotides long. RefSeq names its product filamin-B-like. Gene Ontology annotation, molecular function: actin filament binding. The record is from RefSeq and is a predicted model, not a curated record. Gene Ontology annotation, biological process: actin cytoskeleton organization. NCBI's taxonomy places the organism in Eukaryota, Metazoa, Chordata, Actinopteri, Perciformes, Percidae.
CGAGCUUUCAAAGCAGCACCUGAACGCAGCAGCCAGUCAAGUCCCAGUGAGGUUAUAAAAACCUCUCCAAACCAGCUCCGAGGGAACACAGGACACAGUCCCCGGAUCAACUCUCUGUCACAUUCAACCAAAAGUCCCAACAAGACGCGUUAAAGAGAAUUUUUAAAGAUGCCGGCCACAGAGAAGGACCUGGCUGAGGACGCUCCGUGGAAAAAGAUCCAGCAGAACACCUUCACCCGCUGGAUCAACGAGCACCUGAAGUGCGUCAACAAGCGGAUCGGGGACCUGCAGCUGGACCUGGGCGACGGCCUGAGGCUCAUCGCCCUGCUGGAGGUCCUCAGCCACAAGAAGAUGUCCAGAAAGUACCACCCGAGGCCCAACUUCAGGCAGAUGAAGCUGGAGAACGUGUCGGUGGCGCUGGAGUUCCUGGACAAGGAGAACAUUAAGCUGGUCUCCAUCGACUCUAAAGCCAUCGUGGAUGGGAACCUGAAGCUGAUCCUGGGUCUGGUCUGGACUCUGAUUCUGCACUACUCCAUCUCCAUGCCAGUGUGGGAGGGCGAAGAUGAAGAGGCGGAGUCAAAGACACCUAAACAGCGUCUGCUGGGCUGGAUCCAACACAAAGUCCCUGAUCUGCCAAUCAACAACUUCAGCCAAGACUGGAGGAAUGGCAAGGCACUGGGAGCACUGGUAGACAGCUGUGCACCAGGCCUGUGUCCAGACUGGGAGACCUGGGAUCCAGUGAAACCAGUGGAGAAUGCCACUGAAGCCAUGCAGCUGGCCGAUGACUGGCUGGGCAUCCCACAG